CGAGGAGCCGAGGACUGUAACGGAGAUCUCCUGCUGCUCCGCAAGAAAUAGACGAUUAUAUUUGCAGACAAAGGAGACAGCGAAAGAAAUCUCGAUUGAUACUUUACAAUGGAGUACAGGAAGAUUAAGGACGAGGAUAAAGAUGGGACUUCUGUUACUGAUGAUAUUGAGAGCUUAGGAGGCAAACCCCUUUCAGCGAACAUUGCAGCAUCUGAGAGGUCCAGGUGGAUGCGCAAGACAACUGUUACCUUCGCAUUGACUCUUCUUACAAGUUCACAAGCAAUACUUAUUGUCUGGUCCAAGAGGGCUGGCAAGUAUGAGUACAGUGUUACCACUGCCAAUUUUAUGGUGGAGACUUUGAAGUGUGCAUUGUCACUUUUAGCUCUAGUCAGGAUAUGGAGAAAUGAAGGUGUUACUGAAGAUACCAGGCUUAGUACGACAUUUGACGAAGUCAGUGUUUACCCCAUUCCUGCCGCACUUUACCUUGUUAAGAAUCUACUUCAGUAUUACAUCUUUGCCUAUGUGGAUGCUCCGGGAUAUCAGAUAUUGAAGAACCUGAAUAUUAUCAGUACAGGUGUUCUAUACCGAAUAAUACUCAAGAAAAAGUUAAGUGAGAUACAAUGGGCAGCUUUCGUUCUACUAUGUGCUGGCUGCACCACUGCACAACUGAACUCCAACUCUGAUCAUGUUCUUCAGACACCUUUUCAAGGUUGGAUAAUGGCCAUUGUAAUGGCUCUCUUAAGUGGGUUUGCUGGAGUGUAUACUGAGGCUAUAAUGAAAAAGCGUCCUUCAAGAAACAUAAAUGUUCAGAACUUCUGGUUGUAUGUCUUUGGGAUGGUCUUCAAUGCUGUUGCAAUACUGAUUCAAGAUUUUGAUGCUGUCAUGAACAAGGGAUUCUUUCAUGGAUAUUCAUUCAUUACAGUUCUCAUGAUUCUUAACCAUGCACUCAGUGGCAUUGCUGUAUCUAUGGUGAUGAAGUAUGCGGACAAUAUUGUAAAGGUGUACUCUACUUCAGUGGCAAUGCUUCUCACAGCAGUUGUUUCUGUGUUUCUUUUUGGCUUUCAUCUUUCACUUGCCUUCUUCCUUGGCUCAACUGUUGUCUCAGUUUCAGUUUAUCUGCACUCAGUUGGGAAGCUGCAAUGGUAGCAACGAUUUCCUCUCCUGCCUUGGUGUAUUUGCAAAGUCAAUGUAAAGGCUAUUGAGCAGAGAUUUUUCUUCCCACUUUCAGAAGAUUAUUGUGAAACUGGCAAUUACAAAGGAAAAAUAGAAAGAAAUGUACGUGUAAUUUUUAUAACAACUAGUUCAAGACAGUGAGAACGAAAUGCCAGUUUCAGUGCUUUGAUGAUCGAUAAUAGAAUUGCAUGAAAGUCGCGGAGAUUUUAUUUGUAACAUCCUCAUUGAUUCGAUUGUCAAGAGAAAUAUAAGUUCUGUGAUUUUUUUCCUA
Tripterygium wilfordii is the source of this 1444-nucleotide messenger RNA. RefSeq names its product CMP-sialic acid transporter 4-like. Gene Ontology annotation, molecular function: pyrimidine nucleotide-sugar transmembrane transporter activity. NCBI's taxonomy places the organism in Eukaryota, Viridiplantae, Streptophyta, Magnoliopsida, Celastrales, Celastraceae. The record is from RefSeq and is a predicted model, not a curated record. Bases 109 to 1146 code for a protein of 345 amino acids. The transcript is spliced from 15 exons. Gene Ontology annotation, cellular component: Golgi membrane. Gene Ontology annotation, biological process: pyrimidine nucleotide-sugar transmembrane transport.